AUGGCGCGUGGCGCCGCAGAUGGGCCGCGCAUCGCGGAUCACAUUAAUGAAAAUAUUCAAACAGCAGCUGACUUACAAGAUCUGGAUGCCCUGAUUAACGAUAUUUAUGAGAAGCAGAAGCUCCGUCAGCAGCAGUUACGCGAAGCCGAGGCGACGUUAAACGACGCGACAAAAGUUUCAGCCCAACACGCAGAGGCGGUUCGGGAACGGGGCGAAGCAUUUAAACAGAAGCAGGAGGACAUAGAUAAACGGCUCAUAGAGGUGACCGGGUCAAAAAGUAGUGAUGAAGCUACACGGAAAUUUGAAGGUGGUAUGGAGAAACUUUGGAGGUUAGAAAUGGCAAAGGGAUAUCUGGAGCUUCUGGAUAAGAUACACGGUAUUAGUAAAGAUGCUCUAUCGAUCUUGCAGUCUUCGCCAGGCGAGGCGCUACGGUUCUACAUUGAAUUAAGAGCUAUUACUUCGGCAUUGGAAUCCAUGCAAAUGGCGGCAGAGGGUGCUGCUCCCCACCUUGUUGACUAUGCUAUGAAGCUAGCAGACAACCUGAAAGGCGCUCUUCGGAAAGAAUAUUCUAAAAACCUGCAAACUGUCCUUGAGAGAAUGAACUGGCCUUCACGGGACCUUAAGACUGACAGCCCUUUGAUCGAUGAAUGGCAAAAGUGGACCGAGCUACUGCUACAGUUACAUGAACCGGACAUUGUCUCCCAGGCCGCACUGCUUCAAGGUGAAAAGGAACAUCGCAAUAUCCCAGUUCUGUUACCAUUAGAGGAAAUGGUGCACCCUCUGGAUCUUAGAUUCAAAUAUCAUUUUAGUGGCGAGAAGCCGACCAACCGAUUAGACAAGCCCGAGUAUUUCCUAUCGCAUAUAAUUGACUUGGUUAAUACAUAUAGCGGCUUCUUCAUGUCAUAUCUUCAACCUAUCUUUGAUAAACGGUCUCUAAACUGCGACAGGCUGCUUCUGCCAGUUUACUCAAAUGCUGUAUUCUCUUACAUAACGGCAUUGUUACCUAUGGCACGGCAGAAAAUCAGCGCAACUCUUCCGCACAUUGCCAAUCACCCUCAAUUAUUAAGCCAUUUCAUUCACGAAUUGAUGCAAUUUGACAGUGAUAUUCGAGACACUUGGGGCUAUACACCGGAAUUUAGCCAUGAUCGUGCUUGGAAAGGGUUGACAUGGGAAACACUCGUCAAAGAGGAUUGGUUCGCUCAGUGGCUCCAAGUUGAGAAAGAAUUUGCGCUCUCCCGCUACCAGGAUAUCAUUGACGCGACAGACAGUGGUGAGAUCGAGUAUGACGGCGUCGAAGCCACAGCCACGAAGCCAACAAAGGCAGCUAUCCGGGUUAACGACUUGCUUGAAACAAUCACAGAUAGGUACCGGCCGCUAUCUUCCUUUAGCCAUAAACUUCGCUUUCUCAUUGACAUCCAAAUUACGAUAUUUGAUCUUUUCCAUGAAAGACUGCAUUCUGGGCUGGAGGCCUAUCUUGCGAUGACCUCAACAAUCGGUCGGACUGUCCAUUCUUCUACUAAUCAGCCAAAUCUAGAAGGAAUCGCGGGUUUAGAAAGGCUGUGCAGGAUAUUUGGAAGUGCAGAGUACCUGGAAAAGAAAAUGCAGGACUGGGGCGAUGACGUUUUCUUCUUAGAACUUUGGUACGAAUUGCAGGAUCGCGUUAACCAAAAUGCUCAAACUGGCAGGCCAGUUGCCGGUGCCAUCUUUGACCUCAACUAUGCAAACGUCGCUCAAACAAUAUUCCCGUGCUUCUGUCUGGGCUUCGCUAACGUCGCUUACCGAUACUGGCGGAUCCGUCAUCACCCCGUCUGCGGACCUAGCAGCGUUUACUCGGAGCCUUACUACAGAGUUCAAAUUCUUGUCACGAGCCCUUGCUCCAGCACCCCUAAGGCGAAUAGUGCGACAAUUUGUACUCUCGGUUCAGACGUAUCUUUGGGAUAA
Messenger RNA from Uncinocarpus reesii 1704, 1941 nucleotides. RefSeq lists its product as uncharacterized. The record is from RefSeq and is a predicted model, not a curated record. Gene Ontology annotation, biological process: regulation of ER to Golgi vesicle-mediated transport; endoplasmic reticulum to Golgi vesicle-mediated transport; retrograde vesicle-mediated transport, Golgi to endoplasmic reticulum. Bases 1 to 1941 code for a protein of 646 amino acids. The transcript is spliced from 6 exons. Lineage: Eukaryota; Fungi; Ascomycota; Eurotiomycetes; Onygenales; Onygenaceae. Gene Ontology annotation, cellular component: Dsl1/NZR complex.